Penicillium expansum is the source of this 432-nucleotide messenger RNA. RefSeq lists its product as uncharacterized. Lineage: Eukaryota; Fungi; Ascomycota; Eurotiomycetes; Eurotiales; Aspergillaceae. The transcript has 2 exons. The coding region runs from base 1 to 432 and encodes 143 amino acids. The record is from RefSeq and is a predicted model, not a curated record.
AUGGAGUCUCAUCCCACCAGAAUAGUCAUUUAUGCUUGCGUUACCGAUAUAGAUGGUUUUCCCCAACGGCGCCAUGUCAAAAUUGGGGAAGACUUUUGUGACAUUAUGUUAAAUCGUGCAUUCAAUCCUACACUUCACCCAGCGGGUUACGACCACAUUCAUAUUCCGGCUGACUUCGACUCACCCAAGCCUCUUAAAAGAUGGUUUAUUCUUGAUUUGGAUGUUACUGAGCCACUGAACCAGGAGGAUUUUUUGCAACUUCCCCAUCAGGUAUACCUUGCAAGUCAACAAAGUGGCAAACUAUCCUUCAUCCCUCGCGAUCGAUGGGCUGAAAAGGCAAAGGACAGGGCUGCUUCGUAUACUUGGGGGGGUAAACAGGAGCAAAAGAUUGUUAAAAACAUGCAGAAAGUGAUCAAUAACAAGGCGGAAUAA